Marmota monax (woodchuck) is the source of this 4042-nucleotide messenger RNA. RefSeq names its product vomeronasal type-1 receptor 4-like. Gene Ontology annotation, cellular component: membrane. Gene Ontology annotation, molecular function: pheromone receptor activity. The transcript has a single exon. The coding region runs from base 2497 to 3441 and encodes 314 amino acids. Gene Ontology annotation, biological process: G protein-coupled receptor signaling pathway. NCBI's taxonomy places the organism in Eukaryota, Metazoa, Chordata, Mammalia, Rodentia, Sciuridae. The record is from RefSeq and is a predicted model, not a curated record.
AUUGACAGGGCAUAUUUAUUCACAAAAUUAUGAUAUGAAUUAAGAUUCAAUGACAUAAAUGUAUCUAAUGAAUUCACUCAUCUUUUUGAGAUGAAUUUAGUGACUUCCAAGGUGAACUACUAGCAUCACAUUCUCUCUUUUCCUUGUACCUGUGUUAAUAUCUUUCUUAUGUGUUUUCUCUCUUUCCAUUUCUCUGCUUAUACCUUCAAUCUGGUGCCAUUCAUUGAAAUGAAGAACAAGAAGCAACUAGAUUUGGGGUAGAAAUCUUCCCAGGGAAGGAAGAAAUAAUAUGAGACAUGCAAAGCUCACUGCCAGCCCUUCAUAUGACAGACCUCAGUAUUUCCCAACCCCUACACGUGACACCCUGUUUGUCUCCCAGGAUCAUGGAUAAAUAAGAGUCUUUCCAAACACUAGAAUAUCCUCUGAAGACAUGUUAUGAAUAAAGUUUAAAAGUGUUUUUCAUAAGUGUCACCUGGAGAGAAAGUUUCCAGCAGUGUCCUCAGCUCCCCCAGCCUGCACAGCCAUUGCUGCUGCUGGCACAGUGGUAAUUGAAGGUCCCAGGGGAGGUGAGGUCACAGAGCCACAGACCCAUAUCUCAGGAGCUGGCCGCCUCCCUGCAGCAUGCAUCUUGGUCAGAGAGGCCUCUGCACUGAGGUCACCAUCCUGGCAGAGAGGAAGAGCCUGGAGAGUGACUCAGGGUGAGUGUGAAAGCAGCAUCUGUGAGAAGAGGCCCAUGAAGAGUCUGGGUAAGUGAUCACAGCCGAAAACGGGACACUCAGUUGAACCCUCCAUAAGCCAGAGCCACACAAGUAUUAAAAUGGUUGACGAAGAAUGGCUCCAGGUAGCAAAGAUAAAUGGGUCCUAGCCUAAAUGCCAAACCACCAUGGAUCCUAAUUUAACUAAAUGUGAUUCUUAGUGACAGGGAUUGCUGUUGUUUAGCCCAAAUGAAAAUUAAAUGUUAUUUAAUUUUAUUUAAUUUUCAAGGUGUACAAGGAGGUGGUUUUAAAGUCACCCAGCUGCUCAGUUUCCCUCACAGGAAGUCUACACUAAAUCUUCAUGAUUUCUAGGUCCAGACUUAUAGUAUCUCCCUGUUUGUGUAUGGAGUAGGAGGAGCUCACAGGAAUCUUCUUAAGCCUGUGCAGAGAGAGAGAGCUGAUGGUGACUGCUUGGGCAGAACAUUUUCUCUGACUCUCACCAUAGUGCAGACAACAGAGAGAGUAAUUACCACUCCUGAAAGCCUAAGAAUUCAAGGAUAAUGAGGGCAGUUCUCUAUACUGUAGAAAGGAACAUGUAUGGAAAAGUGGACAAGAUUAUUACAGAUUUAUAAUACUAUCUUUAAGAGCUUUAUAUUUUUUUUCAUGUCAGAUAUCUGCUGAUUUUAGUGAAUGCACCAUAUGGCAUAAGAAUCUGAUAGUGGAGCAGGGUAUGAAUGUGCAGGGGACAUAGGGAAGCUCUUCACUCUCUGUUCAGUAACAUGUGAACCUACAUUUUUUCUACUCAAUAAAUUUAGCUAAAUAUAUGUAUUCAAAUGAAUACAGAAAUUCUAGUAUUUGACUUUUAAAAUCCUACACAUACUUAUUUUCAUGGAUGGCUCCUGUUGUAAUAUCAUUCACUAAUCUUACUUCUUUGAAAUAUUUUUUCUUAGGUAUUAAUUAGCCCAUAUUUGUAUCAUCUGAAGAAGGGAAUAUUUUGUUUCUACACUAUUUCUCUUUAAUUAUGUGUUACUUUUUGGUAUUCCAAGACUUUGGACAUGGCCUGGAAAUGUGGCAAAAUUGCUGUGACAGGGGCCACUAAAGCAUAUUCCUAACAUACAGCCAUAUGAGUUAUGGGGUAGCUGUCCUGAUGUGCAGCCAGCCCUGACUCACUGCAGGUGGCUCACCAUGGGACAGGUGCCUGCAGAGCUAGAGUUCCCUCAAUGCACCUGCAGGUAUUAAAAUAUCUAAAUGUUCCAUCAUAAUUGACCUUGUACAUAGAAUAAAUAUUUACAAAUAAAUUAAAAAUUUAAAAUGAAAAGUUUAGAAAUACUACUAGUUUGGAGAUAAUAAGAAUAUAUAGAAAUGGAAGUAAAUAUGAGCUGGAUUAAUAGAAGAACCUGCUCAUUAUUAUUACAGAAGCUUGAUGAUACAUGCUAUUCUCUUUGUAAACACUCAGCCAGUAUCAAGAGCCCUCUGUGCACCUGAUCAGAGUAUGAAUCUGGACAGAGACUUAACAUGUGUGUGCACGAGUUCUCCUGGUCAUCUCAGCCCGUGCAUUAUGUCAUGAAGAUUCAGGAAUCACCAUGUGCUGCCUUCACAACAGGGAUUUUUAACUUCAGCACUUAACUGGUCAUAUGAACCUCAUUAAAACCUGCUAGUGAAAAUAAAAUCUUAUGUAAGUUCUCAGGGUGGGAACUCUGGAGUGUGGGCAAUAUUGGAUUUUGGUUGACAGGACACGUGAAGCCCAGGCUUCUUGUUCCCCUGCAGGACCCUCUGGCUGGGACAGCAGGGAACUGGCAGGAUGGCAGCCAGUGAUGUGGCUGUAGGCAUGAUCUUCCUGGCACAGACUGUGGUUGGAGCUCUGGGCAAUUCCUCUCUUUUCCUCCAUUACUUGGGCCUUUACCUCACUGGGUGCAGGAUAAGACACACAGACUUGAUUCUUCAGCACUUGAUUGUGGCCAACUUGUUAGCACUCCUGUGUAGAGGAGUUCCCCAGACAGUCGCAGCUUUUGGAGUGAAAGGUUUCCUAAGUGAUGUUGGAUGCAAGCUGCUUUUCUAUCUUCAGAGUGUGGGCAGGGGUGUGUCCAUUGGCAGCACCUGCCUCCUGAGUGUCUUCCAGGCCAUAAAGAUUAGUCCUGAGAAUUCCAGCUAUUCAGAGCUUAAAGUGAAAGCUCCCAGAUACUUUGGUCUCUCCAUAUACCUGAACUGGAUUCUGUACCUGCUUGUAAAUAUUAUGAUUAUUUUACAAAUGACUCGAAAAAGGAGCACCUAUAAUAUCACAAACAUGAAAGAUUUUGAAUACUGUUCUGGUGUUCAUCGUGACACAACAUUACAAUCACUGUAUGCAGCAUUGGUAACAUUCCCUGAUGUCCUGUGUGUGGGGCUCAUGCUCUGGGCCAGCAGCUCCAUGGUGCUCAUCCUGCACAGGCACCAGCAGAGAAUGCAGCAUGUUCAUAAGGCCAGCUCCCCCAGGCCCUCCCCUGAGUCCAGAGCCACCAAAACAAUCCUCCUCCUGGUGAGCACCUUUGUCUCUUUUUACACCCUUUCCUGCAUCUUUCAGAUUUGUGUGAUUAUUAUUUAUAAUCCCCACUGGCUGCUGGUAAAGAUGGGUGCAAUGGUUGCUGGGAGUUUCCCAGCUGUCAGCCCCUUUCUGCUCAUGAGCAGGAACUCCACUGCAUCCAGGCUCAGUCUCUCUUGGAUAAGGAUCAGAAAAAACCUUAUGUCAGAGGGAACAUCUAAAUUAUAGGCUUUUGCACAAUUCUUACGUGUUUCUUCAUUUGUACCCACAAAUUAAAAGAAUAGUGAUAGUCAUAUCUCUAAGAUGGAUAAUCAACACACAUGUACUUUUUUAUUAUAGUGUGUGCAUGUGUGUGUGUGUAUGUGUACCUGAGUGAGUGCACAUGUAUACCACUUAGAUUUGGAUUUAUUCUCCAUCCGACAAUAUUUUGGGAAAAGUAAAUGUAACAAAUAUAAAUUUCAGACUUCAUAUACCAAUUACAACAAGAACAAAAUUCUUCAUAAAAUCUGCUUUCUUUAUUUUCCUGCUAUUUUGGUUUAUUAAAUUGUGAAAACAAAUGACAUGAAUUUUUCUUUUAUCUACAUAUUAUGGUUAUGUCUCAGCUGUGUCUUUUGAAGGAAAUAUCAAAGUGAACACUAUCAAAUGUUUGUCCUUUUGCCAUGGAGUGAGACAUAUUUUAUGUAAUCUUGACAUGAUGGGAAGCAAAGGUCUACUAAUGUCCUCUUUAUUAGACAGUUUAUAUUGAAUUUAUUGAUUUCUGUGCUGUGAUUGUCACAAUGCAAUAUUUCUUAUUGUCAUAAAAUAAUUAGAAUUUAAUCUUUAUUUACUG